GACUACCCAAGUUUGUCCUUUCCAAGUUCAUUACGACGGAAUUCUGACGGGAUUAACUAUCUUUUUUUUCCGGUAAUACGAAGGAGAAUGCAAACACUUUAGCUUCGUGUUUCUGCCAGGCUCUUUCGAGUUGGAGUGGACUUUUGAACUUCGUAGACCUGAGAUCUUGAGAUGUGAAGAAAGAGCCGAGUUCAACUAUUCUGUGUAUACUGGUAGUCCAAUCUCUGGCGCCAGAAGGACCUUUCCUUUCCAUCCACUUAGUGCAGUUAGUUUAGAUACCAGUCAUGUCCAGCUCCAGUGGGGGCAAAAGGACCCCGCCCGAUUCGGCAGAUGACGACAAAAAAUCGGGGAACAAAAACACGCCUCCAGAGUCUGAUUCUAAUAAGGCAAAGAAGCUUCCACAGGAGGGUGAAAAGAAAUCAGCCCCUGCGGGGAAGACUUCACCAGCUGCAGAAAAGAAUUCUCUUCCAGACGCCGCAGGAAAGAAGAAGAAAAUCUCCCAUGAUUUGGGUAAGAAAUCUCCCCAGGAUGAAAAGGGUUCCGAUCCUAGCGAUGCCAUGUCGACUGUGAGCUCCCAGUCUUCGACGGCGGCCGGAGCUUCGCGGCUCCUUGAGAUGUGCAAGAAAGGCGAAUGGGUGGCCCUUGAUCAGACAUUGAGGGGACUUGAGAAAGGGAGUGCAGAGCUUGUUGCGGAGGAGAACACGGUGACGCCGCUGAUGACCGCCGUGAAGGAGAACAAGUUGGUGAUCGUCGAACGUCUCCUUGACCUUGGUGUAAGCCUCAGUGACAAGACAAAGGAUGGACGUACCGUUAUGCAUUUUGCUGCUCUCUAUGCCAAAGAUGAUAUCAUGAAGUUGCUCAUUAAUAGGAAAGCUGACGCUCUAAUAGUUGGUGGGUCGAAGGAUCAAACACCGCUCCAUAUAGCUGCAGCCCGAUCAAGUGGGGCGGUUAACUUAGUUCAGAUGUUGCUCAAGGUCUCGGGGAAGGAUGGAAGGCUCACGAAGGAUAAGGAUGGUUCAAUUCCUCUGUUUCUUGCUACCGAUGCCGGCAAUCUUGCCGUUUGUAAAGAACUGCUCUUGACACAUAUCGAACCGCAGAUAAAGGCACAGAGACAGACAACCGGUGAUUCAGUAUUACACCUGGCCUGUAGGAGGCGUGAUGUUGACCUUGCCAGAUUAUUCAUAGAGAAUGGUGCUGAUGUGGACAUACAAAAUUUGGAUGGGCAGAGUCCACUGCACAUAGCGGCCUGGGAGGGAGAUGAGACCCUCAUUAAGUAUCUCUAUCAAGUCAAGGCAAACCCUAACAUCUCAGACAAGUAUGAUCGUAACCCCCUCCACAUCGCUGCAGAGAGAGGCCACACAAGCAUUGUGGAUAUUCUAGUGGAUAAAUUCCGUGCCAAUGUUUUGGCGAGGACUAAAGAUGGGAGCACGUUGAUGCACAUCGCCUCCCAGUAUGGUCAUCCAGAUACGGCCCUGACAUUCUUGAGGAGAGGGGUACCACUACAUAUGCCAAAUAAGGCUGGUGCUGUUUGCCUCCAUGCUGCCGCCAAACGAGGGCACACUGCCGUUGUCAAGGCACUGCUACAGAAAGGAGCCGCUGUUGAUUCUCUUACUAAGGAUAAUUACACAGCGCUGCACAUCGCAGUGCAGCAUUGUAAACCACAGGUGGUACAGAUGUUGCUUGGAUUUGGAGCAAGGGUUGAGAGUAAGGGAGGAAAGGCCAAGGAGACUCCACUUCAUAUCGCAUCCAGGGUGAAGGAGGGUGAGAAAUGUGCUGAUAUGUUGUUGAAGAGUGGUGCAGAUGUGAAUGCAGUCCAAGAGAAUGGCGAGACUGCAAUGCAUAUCGCGGCCAGGCAUGGUCAGCUCAAGAUGGUGCAGGCUCUACUUGCAGAGGCCGCUGACCCCACUUGGCAAUCAAAGGCUGGUGAGACCCCCCUCCACAUAGCAGUCCGAUUCUGCCAUGGUGACGUGGCUGAUGAGAUCCUCCAGUACGUUGCUCAAAACAAAUCAAGAACGGAUGCAGUGCUUCUUGUCAACCAACAGAAUUUGGAAGGAGAGACACCCGUCCACUACGCAGCUGAGCUGACCAAAAGUGUUUCACAUCAUGAGUUUGAGGACACAGACACCAUCAGGGUCUUACUGGAGUAUUCUGGGGACACCAACAUUCAGUCGAAAUAUACUCAAGAAACACCCCUCCAUUAUUGCGCAAGAGCCGGCAAUGAAGACGUCCUACUAGAAAUAGUUACACACAUUGGCUCAGGUACUGUGCAGUCUGCGGUCAACAACCAGGCCAAGAACGGCUGGUCCCCACUACUGGUGGCAAGUGAGCAGGGUCAUCUAGAGAUUGUGAAGAUUCUUCUCCAGAAUCACGCAAGGGUGGACGUAUUUGAUGAGCAUGGCAAAGCUGCCCUUCAUCUGGCAGCGGAGAGUGGCCAUGAUCAGGUCGCUGACGUCCUCCUCUGGCACAAGGCGUUCGUCAACGCCAAGUCUAAGUUAGGCUUGACGCCACUUCAUCUUGCUGCGCAGAAUGGCUUCAACAAGUUGGUCAAGUUACUCAUAGAGACACACAAUGCAUCCAUCGAUGCCCUCUCGUUGGCUAAGAAGACGCCCCUGCACAUGGCUGCGCAAAAUGGGCAGAUUGAGGUAUGCAGCACCCUGCUGAAGAUGAAGGCUGAUGCAAAUGCAACGGAUGUGCACGGUCAGACACCACUCCAUCUGGCGGCGGAAAACGAUCACUCAGAUGUCGUCAAGAUGUUCCUCAAGUACAAACCAGAAUUGGUCACAAUGGCUAAUACGAAUGGUAUGACGUGCGCCCACAUUGCUGCAUCCAAGGGAAGCGUUGCUGUCAUCAAAGAACUCAUGAGAUUCAAUAAAGUGAUCGUCACAACCGCAAGAAACAGGACAAAUGAUUCCUUGCCUCUCCACCUGGCGGCAGCAGGAGGACACAAGGAAGUUGUCAACGUGUUACUGGAUGCUGGAUCUUCGCCAACCGAUGAGAAUGCUGAUGGGAUGACUGCCAUUCACCUUGCGGCCAAGCACGGACAUGUGAAGGUCCUGGAUGCACUCAAUCGUCACAUCUCGUGGAAAAUCACCAGCAAAAAGACUGGUUUGACUGCCCUCCACGUGGCGGCACACUUUGGACAGAUUGACUUUGUGCGGGAGAUGUUGACCAAGAUGCCAGCGACGGUCAAGUCGGAGCAGCCACACACGGGGGAGGGGCUGAAGGACUUGACUGCUGAGUAUGGCCUGACCCCCCUCCAUCUCGCUUCCCAAUCUGGACAUGAAAACCUUGUCCGUCUGCUCCUAAACUCAACAGGUGUGCACGUAGAUGUGCCAACCAGUCUACAGGGAGCAAUACCACUCCACCUAGCAGCCCAAAGUGGUCAUGCAGUUGUUGUGAGUCUCUUACUCAGCAAAUCAACCGCACAGCUUCAUGUCAAGGAUAAAAGAGGGCGCACUGCGCUUCAUUUGGCGGCAGCUAACGGUCAUAUGGAUAUGGUAGCUCUUCUGCUUGGACAAGGCGCUGAUAUCAACUCUUGUGACAAGAAUGGUUGGACGUCUCUUCACUUCUCCGCCAAGGCCGGCUACCUCGAGGUUGUCAAACUCCUCUGCGAGAGCGGUGCAUCACCCAAGUUUGAGACGAAGGACGGGAAGGUUGCGUUGUGUCACGCCGCCAUUGCUAACCACACGCACGUUGUCAGUUAUCUCAUCGGCAAAGAUCACAAUACGCAACACUUGAUGGAUGAUCAGAAGUUUGUGUUUGACCUGAUGAUCUGUGGCAAGAUGAACAACAACAAGUCAAUUCAGGAGUUCAUCCUCCUCUCGCCGGCUCCUGUUGACACGGCCGCCAAGCUCUCGAACAACUUCCAUUCGCUAGCCGAGCGAGAGAAGGAGCGCGCCAAAGAUCUUACCGCGGCAGGUCUAUACUGCGAGGUGAUGGCAACAGAAUUGACAGCCAUCGCUGCGAGCGUUGGGUCAAAUAGCUGCGGAUUACUGUUGAAGUCGGUCGACUGCAGAGGAAUUCAAUUCCUAGACGUACUCAUUGAGAAUGAACAGAAAGAGGUGGUUGCUCACCCAUUGGUGCAGAAGUAUCUCUCGGACGUUUGGGUGGGCAGUCUGCGAUGGGCAACAUGGAAGAUGAUCUUGUUAUUUCUAGUUUUUCUCAUCUGUCCUCCAGUAUGGAUUGCAUUUUCGUUGCCGAUCAAGCAGAAAUAUAACAAAGUGCCGAUCGUGAAGUUCAUGUCGUACCUGGUUUCGCAUAUUUAUAUCAUUAUACUGUAUGUUAUAACUGUUGUCACGCCGAUAGUUCCAAUAUGGGAGUCAGGAUCCAUGAUGCCACACUGGUAUGAGUGGUUAUUGUUGCUAUGGUUAUCAGGAUUACUUGUGUCGGAACUAACGAAUCCCGGGGAUCGUGCCGGACUAGGUUGGAUCAAAGUAAUAGUGAUUGCGGUCAGCUCUCUUGGAAUAUUCGUGCAUGUCGUAGGAAUAGGGAUAUCUUCGGAACGAAGCCGUUUCGAAGCUCUGUACGUCAGGAAUCAGCUGUUUGCGAUGUCGUUGCUUUUCAGUUGCGUCUUGAUAUUGGACUACCUGUCCUUUCAUCAUCUCUUCGGGCCAUGGGCCAUCAUCAUCCGCGACCUCAUGAAAGAUCUAACCCGAUUCAUUGUGAUUCUGUUCAUAUUCAUGGCAGGUUUUACAUUCAAUCUAGCCGCACUUUAUCAACCGACGUAUCCACCAGUUCCGGAAAACGCUUCCCUUGGUAGCGGCGAUGGCUCAGGAGGGGCUAAGCCCUUGGACCCAGUUGACACAUUCGAAUUACUAUUCUUCUCAUUGUUUGGCUUAGUCGAGCCAGAGAACUUGCCGCCUUUGAAUCGGAAUCCAGCAUGGACGAUUUAUCUUGUGAAAAGCAUUUUCGGGAUCUACAUGAUUGUGACCUUAAUCGUACUUAUUAACCUCCUGAUUGCUAUGAUGUCCGAUACUUACCAACGCAUCCAAGCCCAGUCGGACACAGAGUGGAAGUUUGGCCGCGCGAAGUUGAUUCGUAACAUGAAUCGUACUUCAGCUACCCCCUCCCCUCUCAUCAUCUUCACCAAGUUGAUAUCGUACUGCAAAGCAGCAUAUAGGAGCAAAGGCAAGUUCUGCACAGGACAGGCCACUCCGGAGCAAAUGAAUGACGAUGACGAUUGGGAUGCUUUCUCAGACUCGAGAUCUGUUGACAUGCUUGCCCAGACAUCCGUCCAUUGGCUGAGGAAUGUCGUGAGGAGGAAUACCCAAGUGGCUCCAGAAGGUGGAUUCCUACGAACCAAUCACCACCCCGGACCGCAGCGAAUCGAAGACGUCGUGGACUGGGAGAGCGUCGUAGCAAAGUACCUGGCGAUGCAGGGUCUGAGUGAGCCAGAGUCGUUUCACAGUCGGAGGGAGACAAACGUUCACGACGACGCGGAGAAGUCGAAACAAACACCAAAAUUGUUGCCACUGAAAGAGAAAUCGUACAAGGAGAAUGGGAUUCCAUUAUGACAGACGAUGCCUUGACUUCUAAUACCUGUAGAACUGUUGUACUUGGUGUUGUGUAAUUGUUGUCUGGAAGGUUACUGUUUUGCCAGUUAUCAAAUAUUUAAUGAAUUUUUACAUUUACUAGUAUUAUAAUGAUAUUAUCUGUGACAUUUAUGCAAUUUGAUUAAUUGUGGUUUUUGAUGGUCAUUGUUUGGCCAUCUCAGACAUGAUGAGAGAAUACAUGUAGUUGCAGUGCAUGAUUUGGUCUCCUGUGAUUAAUUGUGAUUUUUGAUGGUCAUUGUUUGGUCAUCUCAGACAUGAUGAGAGAAUACAUGUAGUUGCAGUGCAUGAUUUGGUCUCCUGAUCUACGUCUCAUGUUGUUAAAGGGGGACUAUGAGUAGGUUACAUGUACAUCCCUUGACAAAACCCUCGCACCCUAGCGAUGGCCAGCGCCACUUAGCGAGAUGCGGUCUCCUUUUAAUGUUGCUAAGUCUUGCCUGGAUUGCAGUCCUGUGUAAUUGAUGAAACUGCACUUGAUAUUUGGAAUGUACGCAGAGACUUGUUUACAGUACAUAUGAUGUGAUAAUGUAAAAAACAUUACUGAUGUUGUUCUGUGAAUCCGUUUAUACAUAGACACUUCAUCUCUUAGUAGACUAUUACUAAUGUAACAACAAAUCGAAAUUGAAUUCAAAUUGUUUAUAAUACUCUUCUGUGAUAAUCUUAUAAGAUAGUAAUGUAAACAGGUGUAAAUAGUA
Messenger RNA from Lineus longissimus, 6244 nucleotides. Its product is annotated as serine/threonine-protein phosphatase 6 regulatory ankyrin repeat subunit B-like. Gene Ontology annotation, cellular component: membrane. The coding region runs from base 285 to 5513 and encodes 1742 amino acids. Lineage: Eukaryota; Metazoa; Nemertea; Pilidiophora; Heteronemertea; Lineidae. The record is from RefSeq and is a predicted model, not a curated record. Gene Ontology annotation, biological process: calcium ion transmembrane transport. The transcript has 27 exons. Gene Ontology annotation, molecular function: calcium channel activity; protein binding.